GAAGGUGAACAAGUGCUACAGAGGCCGAUCCUGCCCCAUCAUAGUGCACUGCAGUGAUGGUGCAGGGAGGACAGGCACCUACAUUCUUAUUGACAUGGUACUGAAUCGCAUGGCAAAAGGAGUGAAGGAGAUUGACAUUGCUGCCACCCUGGAGCAUGUCCGUGACCAGCGGCCCGGCCUUGUCCGCUCUAAGGUGACAGUGCCUCCCUGCCUAUCCCUAGUCACUUCCCUUCCCAAGCAUUCUCUUCAUGGCCACCAAGAAGAAACCAAUAGCAGUCUGCUCCUCCUGAACCCCCCAGGCCACCUCCCCUUCUUCCAAAUGCCCAGUGCCCUGCACACCUGCAAUGUCCCCCCAGGCAGAGGCAGAGGCUAGGUUUCCACUGACCCUUCUGCCCCUGGCCUUGCACAGGACCAGUUUGAGUUUGCACUGACAGCCGUGGCGGAGGAGGUGAAUGCCAUCCUCAUGGCCCUGCCCCAGUAGUGAGCCCCCUGGGCACCUCAGUGGGCAUGCUGGCCUCUGCUCCUUCUGCCUGUAUGAGCAUCUGCGCACCCACUCUUCAGCCCUUACCCACCUGCCAUCUUGGCCCGUCUUGGGCAUGGCAGCCCUUCCCAGCCCAGUGUGGAAGGAAGUGGGGGAGAGAAGGGGCUGAUCCACUGAGCUUCUUUCAUGCUAGAACCUAGGCAGCCCACGGGAAACAGACAGCAGGCAGGGGGAGGAGUGGACACCAGAAGCAAGUGUGCUCCAGCCCCAUCCUACCUGAGUCUCUGUCUCCCUCUCCCCACGGUUCUGGAUGUCCCCAGCCAGUCUGCAUACCCCCACCCCCACCAGCCUGCAGUGUAUAGACAGAGCAGGAUGAGAGGGCCCCAGAUCCCCCAGCCCUGCCACCACUGGCCUGCCACCUUGACCCUGCUCAGCCUUCUGCCUAGCACAAGAGAACAUUUCUAGAAAAAUCUACUUUUGUAUCAAUGUGAAUAAAGUUAGUGUGUUGUCUGUGCA
Messenger RNA from Cricetulus griseus (Chinese hamster), 997 nucleotides. NCBI's taxonomy places the organism in Eukaryota, Metazoa, Chordata, Mammalia, Rodentia, Cricetidae. The record is from RefSeq and is a predicted model, not a curated record.